GCCCUGGAAAAAGGGCAAGGUGACCAUCUUAUCCAAUUAUGCAGAUUUUGGUUUUUUGAUCAACGGUCAAGAUUGAGUGACACGGCAUCAUGGUACCAUUGGACCACACCAUAGGAGCCUGACGUGGUCCUGUCAACAACUUUCUUCAGUCAGAGAAGUUGGUAUAAACGUCCAGACUUAGACAAACCCCAACGGAGAAGAAAGAAAGAGAGAAAGAAAGAAAUUAAGCAGAAGCUGCACAGGGGCUCUCUCAAAGAACAAAAAGAAGAGAUUUUGAGGACUAGUUCUAUGAUACAACAUCCACCUUGUAAGCUGGGAGAGUUAGAAACCAUGUCUUUAGUUAGAUCUGCAGAACCAUCUUCUGCAACAUACAGAAACCCUAAGCUCUAUUCACUGAAGGGUAGCGGUGAUGGUGCUGUCUUGUCCACUCCGGUAUUUGGCCCUCAUAACCAUAAGCCGAUGUAUAUGGUUGAUACAUACUGCAGUGAGAGCUACGAAAAGUACUUUCUUGACUCACCAACCGAAGAGCUAAUACAUCCAGCUAAUUCUGGGACCUCAGAUUCCUUGGAAAAUCAAAGCCCAGAAACAUCAGACGACACUGAUGAUACCGUGAGACUGAAGCUUCAAGAACUGGAGAGAGCAUUGCUUGAUGAUAAUGAUGUUGAUGAAUAUGAUAUGUUUGGUGCUGAUCUAAGCAUGGAAAUAGAUGGUGCGUGGUCCAACCGGAUCCAGAGAGAGUUGCUUCAUGAUUCACCCAAGGAGUCUACAUCCUCAGAUUCUAACCUUAGUAGCAUUACCAGCAACAAAGAAGUAUCGCAUGUAUCACCUCGGACUCCUAAGCAAAUGCUUAUUGAUUGUGCAGCUGCACUGUCAGAAGGAAAUAUUGAGGAAGCCUCAACCACAAUAAAUGAUCUCCGACAAAUGGUCUCAAUUCAAGGAGAUCCCUCUGAAAGAAUUGCAGCCUAUAUGGUGGAAGGCCUUGCAGCUCGCAUGGCUUCGUCCGGAAAGUAUCUAUAUAAAGCUCUAAAGUGCAAAGAGCCUCCUUCUUCUGAUAGGCUUGCAGCUAUGCAGAUACUCUUUGAGAUUUGCCCUUGCUUUAAAUUUGGAUUCAUAUCAGCAAAUGGAGCAAUUAUAGAUGCUUUAAAGGGUGAAAAGAGAGUGCAUAUAAUAGAUUUUGACAUCAAUCAGGGCAAUCAAUAUAUUGCACUGAUACAAACACUUGCUAAUCAGCCUGGCGAGGCACCCCACCUGAGGUUAACUGGUAUUGAUGACCCUGAGUCAAUUCAACGUCCAAUAGGGGGUCUUGAAAUGGUUGGACUAAGGCUCGAGAAACUAGCAGAAAUACUUGGGGUGUCAUUUGAGUUUCAAGCAGUGCCAUCAAGAAGUUCAAUGGUCACUCCAUCAAUGCUGGACUGUAGGGCUGGCGAAGCACUAAUUGUAAACUUUGCUUUCCAACUUCACCACAUGCCUGACGAGAGUGUUUCAACAAUAAAUCAGCGAGAUCAGCUUCUGCGGAUGGUUAAGAGCCUGAAUCCAAAACUGGUGACAGUUGUUGAACAAGAUGUGAACGCCAACACAUCCCCCUUUUUCCCAAGAUUUAUUGAAGCCUACGAGUACUAUUCUGCUGUCUUCGAGUCACUGGAUGCAACUCUGCCAAGGGAGAGUCAGGACAGGAUGAAUGUUGAGAAGCAGUGUCUGGCAAGGGACAUAGUUAACAUUGUUGCUUGUGAGGGGGAAGAAAGAAUAGAGCGUUACGAGGUAGCUGGAAAGUGGAGGGCAAGGAUGAUGAUGGCUGGCUUCAAAUCAUGUCCUAUGAGUUCAAAUGUGAUUGACAUGAUCCGGGAACUUAUAAAGCAAUACUCUGACCGGUACACACUAAAGGAGGAAUUUGGCACACUCCAUUUUGGUUGGGAAGACAAAAGCUUGAUUGUUUCUUCAGCAUGGAGGUAGAAGAGUGAGGUUAGCUUAGGUGUACUGCAUGGUUAUUGUAACAAUAGUUUUGUGUGGUAUCACUUAUCAGGAUUCAUGCUAGUAUGUUGUUUAGGACCUUUUUUUAUUUUAUUUUUCUCAAAUUACAGGGAUUGCUAAUUGUCUAACAAUCUUAAAUAGUGUCUCUAGUUAAUUGUUUUGGACAUACUUGUAAAAUCUCAUGGGUUGCUAGUGCAGGGUUGUAUUGCUGUGAU
Molecule: messenger RNA, 2183 nt
Organism: Rubroshorea leprosula
Lineage: Eukaryota; Viridiplantae; Streptophyta; Magnoliopsida; Malvales; Dipterocarpaceae
Source: the annotation of a GenBank genome assembly